GAUUUCAACAUACACAGAUAGGCAAACAUUCAAUGCCUUUAAUAUAGUGAACAAUGACACAGAAACACACAGAACAAAGGUAAAGGUUUCCCUAGAUGUCCUUUGGACGUUCCCUUCCAACUGGGAUUUAUGCUUUCGUGGGGGACAGAAGAGCUUCUUUUUCACGUCUUUGCGCCACCUUCUUAGGCUUUCAAGGCCAUCCAGAGAUUCAUGACCAAACUGGAGAAAGUUUCCGAAGACCCGGAGCAGCUCUCCGAGCUUGAAAAGGACGUCAACUCCACUUCCGCCAGUCCAGGAGCCGGAGCCAGUUGGGCGGGUUGGGCCGUCAUGGGGGUCUCGUUGCUCACCUUGAAGCUGAUCCGGAUGAAUGCGAGGACGGCGCAGGCAGCGGAAUUGGGGGCCACUGCAGAGCCCCCCAAAUCAGGGGUUGGACACCCUCCGCCAUCUCUGUCUGCAGCAGCUCCGGCCUCAUCGAGCAGUUGGGAUCUGGAGGAGGAAGCGGCCGAAGAAGACAGCACCGGCGACCAGUGGGAUAACGAUGACUGGGGCAACUUGGAGGUAAAACGGGAGAAGUCUUCACUACCAGCCCUUGCAAUGGUUAUCCUCAAUGUCCAUCAUAGAUUCAUGGUUCUCCUCAGUGUCCAUCAUGAUGUCAUGGGGGUCUUCAUUGGCUGUUUGAGUGGAGUAGAUAUUGUGAGUGUCCAUCAUAGAAUCAAGGUUCUCCUCAGCGUCCAUCAUUAUCUCAUGGAGGUCUAA
Molecule: messenger RNA, 756 nt
Organism: Anolis sagrei ordinatus
Lineage: Eukaryota; Metazoa; Chordata; Lepidosauria; Squamata; Anolidae
Source: RefSeq, a predicted model, not a curated record